Molecule: messenger RNA, 1302 nt
Organism: Monoraphidium neglectum
Lineage: Eukaryota; Viridiplantae; Chlorophyta; Chlorophyceae; Sphaeropleales; Selenastraceae
Exons: 6
Coding region: 1-1302 (433 amino acids)
Molecular function (GO): helicase activity
Source: RefSeq, a predicted model, not a curated record
AUGCGCGAGUUCAGGGCGCUGGCGGCGCUGCCGGCGGCGCCGCCGCAGCUGCUGUCGCAGAUCAUUAGCCCGGUCAAGCCGCCGCCCUUCUCAUCCCUCGCGCUGCCGGCCGCGCUGGGCGAGGCGGGGGCGACGGCGGCGGCGGCAGGGAUGGAGCCGGAGCCAGGGGCCGGCGCCGCGGGGCUGCCGCGGCUGGCGGCGACGCAGCUGCCGCAGCGGAUGGCGGCUGCGCUGGCGGCGGCAUACAACCUGAGCCAGCAGGCGGCGCCCGCCGCGGCCCCCGCGGGCCGCAGCGGCGCCGCCGCAGAUGGCGCGGUGCCGGCCGUGCGCGGCAUCCGUCUGACGGGCCCGCCGCCGCCGGCGCGCGUGCUGGUGUGCGCCCAGAGCAACGCGGCCAUAGACGAGAUCGUGGCUCGGCUGGCGGCGCAGGGCGUGUGGCGGCCGGGCGGGGCGCGGGAGGCGCCGGGCAUGGUCCGCGCCGGCCGGUCCGACGCGACUCACGCGUCCGUCAUCGCUUACCACGUUGACGCGCUCGCUGACGAGGCGUUCAACUACCACAUACGCCGCGACAACAACAACCAGCAGCAGCAGCAGGCGGAGGGGACAGCUGCAGCCGCCGCGCCGCCGCAGCACCGGCAGCGGGUGGAGCGGCGGCGCCAGGCGUUGGAGGAGCUUCGGGCGCGGCUGGCAGAGUCGGAGCGCGCGGGCUCGGGCGGCGGCCGCGACGGCGCCAUCGUGGGGGCUUUGGCGGCGCCAGGGCCUGCGCGGGUGGCACAGGUAGAGGCAGACCAGCAGCAGCAGGGGCAGGAAGAGGAGGACGAGGCAGCCCUGUCUGAGCAGCUGCAGCGGCUCAAGCUGGAGAUCGCACAGGCAGAGCGCGACCUGUCUGCUGCCACGCUGGCCGCCAACGCGGGCGCCGCCGCCGCUGGCGGCGGCGGCGUGGCCGCGGGGCGCGCGCCGGAGCGGCAGCGGCGGGAGCUGCGACUGGCCGUGCUGAGGGCGGCAGAGGUGGUGGUGUGCACGCUGAGCGCGGCGGGCGGCCUGAGGGAGGCUGCAGAGGCCGCCGGCGGUGGUGCUGGGGCCGGCGGUAACGGUGGCGGCGGGGCGGGCGGCGGCGGCGGGCAGCAGGCGGCAGCGGCGGCCGCGGCGGUGGCGGCGGGGAUGCCGCUCUUUGAUGCGCUUGUGGUGGAUGAGGCCGCGCAGGCGCUGGAGCCCGCCAUCCUGAUCCCCCUGCAGCUGCUCAAGCCCGGUGAGCCACCCCCCUUGCGCUCGAUUUUCUUGUGCCCGCCUGGCGCCUUCUGA